UGCCACAGCCCAGCCGGCACAUGUCCACCAUGCGCUCGGCUCAGACCUUCUCCACGGCCCUCGCCGAGAUGCAGAAGUUCUACGGCAUCGCCAUCACUGGCGUCCUGGAUGAGGAGACCAAGGCGUGGAUGAAACGUCCCCGCUGCGGGGUCCCGGACCAGUUUGGAGCGCGGAUGAAGUCCAACAUGCGACGGAAGCGGUAUGCGCUGACAGGGCGGCGCUGGAGCCAGAGCCAUCUCACCUUCAGCAUUCAAAACUACACGGAGAAGCUGGGUCGGUACCACUCGUACGAGGCUGUCCGCCGAGCAUUCCGGGUGUGGGAGCAAGCCACACCGCUGGUUUUCCGGGAGGUGCCUUACGAGGACAUCCGGCAGAAGCGGAAGAAGGAGGCUGACAUCAUGGUGCUCUUCGCCUCUGGCUUCCAUGGAGACAGCUCCCCCUUUGAUGGCAUCGGGGGGUUUUUGGCUCACGCCUACUUUCCCGGCCCUGGCAUGGGGGGGGACACGCAUUUUGACUUGGAUGAGCCCUGGACACUGGAGAACACAGAUGUAUCUGGGAACAACCUUUUCUUGGUGGCCGUGCACGAGCUGGGGCACUCACUGGGCUUGGAGCACUCCAGCAACCCCAGUGCGAUCAUGGCCCCCUUCUACCAGUGGAUGGACACAGAGAACUUCCACCUGCCCGAGGAUGACCUCAAGGGCAUCCAGCAGCUCUACGGUACCACAGAUGGGCACCCUCAGCCCACCAAACCUUUGCCCACCGUGACACCCCGAAGACCUGGCAGGCCAGACCAGAGACCCCCCAGGCCACCCCCUCCAGGGAAACCGGACCGACCCCCCAAGCCAGGCAGCCCAGACCGGCCUGACCAGUACGGCCCCGACAUCUGCGAUGGGAACUUCAACACAGUGGCGGUGCUGCGUGGGGAGAUGUUUGUGUUCAAGGGCCGGUGGUUCUGGAGGGUCCGGCAUAAUCGGGUGCUGGACAACUACCCCAUGCCCAUUGGGCACUUCUGGCGCGGCCUCCCUGGGGACAUCGAUGCCGCCUAUGAGAGGCACGACGGGAAGUUUGUCUUCUUUAAAGGUAAGCAGGGGAGCAGGGUGGGAAGGCCAAGGCAGAGAGGGGGGGACCCCAGUGCUCCCCAUCUCCAAGCUGCUGAGAGCUGGGGACCGGGCAUCCCCUAUGACAGCAUCGACACAGCUGUCUGGUGGGAACCCACAGGCCACACCUUCUUCUUCCGUGGGGACAGAUACUGGCGCUUUAACGAGGACACCCGUGCCGUGGACCCUGGGUACCCGAAGCCUAUCUCCGUCUGGGUGGGCAUACCACCCUCACCUAAAGGCGCCUUCCUCAGCCCAGAUGCGUCCUCCACCUACUUCUACAGAGGCACAAAGUACUGGAAAUUCGACAAUGAGCGGCUCAAGACGGAGCCGGGUUAUCCCAAGUCCAUUCUGCGUGACUUCAUGGGCUGUCACACAGAGCUGGUCCCAGACCCCCAUCCCCACUGGCCUGGUGGGGACCAGCCCCCCUUCAACCCUGAUGGGGACGGGCAGGCUGAAGGCAAUGAGGAGGAAGAGGAGGAGGAGGAAGAGGAUUAUGGUGAGGGUGGCCACAAGCCGGGCAGGGACGUGGAUGUGGUGGUGCAGAUUGAUGAGUACACGCGCACCAUGAGUGUGGUCAUGGUGCUGGUGCUGCUGGUGCUGCUGCUGUGCAUCCUCGGCCUCAUCUAUGUCAUCGUCCAGAUGCAGAGGAAGGGCACCCCACGGAUGCUCUUGUACUGCAAGCGCUCCCUGCAGGAGUGGGUCUGA
Nestor notabilis (Kea) is the source of this 1805-nucleotide messenger RNA. It is a transcript of the gene MMP15, whose product is annotated as matrix metallopeptidase 15 (membrane-inserted). NCBI's taxonomy places the organism in Eukaryota, Metazoa, Chordata, Aves, Psittaciformes, Psittacidae. Gene Ontology annotation, molecular function: metalloendopeptidase activity; zinc ion binding. Gene Ontology annotation, biological process: collagen catabolic process; proteolysis; extracellular matrix organization. The transcript has 10 exons. Gene Ontology annotation, cellular component: extracellular matrix. The record is from RefSeq and is a predicted model, not a curated record. Bases 21 to 1805 code for a protein of 594 amino acids.